AUGAGGGAAAUAAUAAAUUUAUAAAUAGGAUAAGGGGGUAACAAAAUAGGUCAGUGUUUUUGGGAAUCUCUUUGUACAGAACAUUAGUUAGAUUAGGAUGGAUAUUCAGAUAAGAUGAGUGAUUUCUAAAGAGAAUAAAUUGGUGUUUAUUUUGAUGAACAAAAUGAUAAAAGAUAUAAAGCGAGAUCUUUGCUAAUUGAUGGAGAUCCAAAUUCUAUUUUUUAAAUACAAUAAUCUAGCUUUGGAAAUCUUUUUAAUAGUAAUUGCUUUAUAUAAGAUUAAUGGAGUGCAGCCAAUUGUUUUGGAAAGGGAAGAUAAUUUUAUGAAUUAAUUGAUUUAGUUAUGGAUUAAAUCAGAAUAUUAGUAGAAAAGAGUGAUUAAAUGCAAGGAUUUUAAGUAAUGCGUAGUUUAGGAGGAGGAACGGGCAGUGGACUAGGAGAUGUAUUAUUAUCUAAAUUAAGAGAAGAAUAUCCAAACUAAAUUAUUACAAAUUUUUGCAUUUUCCCAUCUUCAUAAAUAAGUGAUUGUGUAGUGGAGCCUUACAAUUGUGUAUUAAGCUUGCCUGGUCUUUUACAAAAUUAAGAUUUAUGUUUUUGCUAUGAUAACAAGUCCCUUUAUAAUAUUUUAAAAAAUUUUAUAGGUAAAAAUACAAAAGAAUAUAAAGAUUUAAAUUAAAUAAUUAAGAUUUGUAUGUCUGGAACUACUGCUCAGUGGAGAUUUCCAUCCCAAGUUUAUAAUACUAUGAGAAAAUUAGCUACUAACAUGGUGCCUUUUCCAUAACUCUUAUUUUUAAAUACAGGAGUAGCACCUAUACUUCAUCAUGAGUUUGUCACAAAUAGAUCUCUGAGUACAAAGGAAAUGAUUUCUAUGCUUUAAAACAAUAGAAAUUCUGUGAAUCACAAUAUAAACUAAGACAAAUUAAUUGAUUUUGCAAGUUUGUAUAUUUUUAGAGGGAUAAACUAAAGUGAAUAAGAAAUAUUGGAAGAAAUAUAAGAUUAAUAAAUUAAAACAUAAUACUACAUUCCAGAUAAUUAAAAAGUAUAUUAAUGUAAUUAGACAUUUAAUAAUGAAUUUAGAAAUAGUGCUUUAAAACUUGAAAAUGGAACCUCUGUAACUGAAAUACUGUAAGAGCAGCUUUAAAACUUUUCAGCCUUAUUUAAAAGAAAGGCAUUUUUGCAUUAUGGUUUUGGAGAUACAGAUGAAAUGGAAUUUACUGAAGCCUAGUCAUAUCUUAAUGAUAUUUUAGAUUUAUAUAAUUAACAUUAAGAAAGUGUAUAUGACAAUCAAUAUAGUUUAAAAGAUUAAGAAAAUUAAACAGAUUAAAAAGAUACUUUCUAAGAAAUAUCUAAUUAAUUUGUCUCAAUAGACUUUCUUUACUGA
Molecule: messenger RNA, 1380 nt
Organism: Tetrahymena thermophila SB210
Lineage: Eukaryota; Ciliophora; Oligohymenophorea; Hymenostomatida; Tetrahymenidae
Product: tubulin/FtsZ family, GTPase domain protein
Exons: 1
Biological process (GO): mitotic cell cycle; microtubule cytoskeleton organization
Cellular component (GO): cytoplasm; microtubule
Molecular function (GO): GTPase activity; GTP binding; structural constituent of cytoskeleton
Source: RefSeq, a predicted model, not a curated record